AUGACAAAGAGAUUGAACAAAACUGCAGGUUGUAUUACCAUAGAAGAUCUUGCUACAAUGAUGAGGUGUUUGGAUCAAAAUCCGACUCAGAGAGAGCUCCAUGACAUUAUGAAUGAAAUCGAUUUGAACAGAAACGGAACGAUAGAGUUCGACGAAUUCUUGGACCACAUGUCCAAGAAUAUAAAGGAAAGGUAUUGUAUGAGCCUCAGACAAGCUUUCAAAGUGUUUGAUGAGGAUCAAAAUGGUUACAUAUCAGCUAAUGAGCUUCGGAAGGGGAUGCUAUGCUUAAUAGGGCGCGAAAUAACAUAUGCAGAGGCGGAAGAGAUGAUUAGAAAAUCAGAUUUGGAUGGUGAUGCACAUGCUAAUUUUAUUGAAUUUGUCAAUAUUUUGAGCACCCUUUGCUAA
This is a messenger RNA of Erythranthe guttata (spotted monkey flower), 405 nucleotides long. The record is from RefSeq and is a predicted model, not a curated record. NCBI's taxonomy places the organism in Eukaryota, Viridiplantae, Streptophyta, Magnoliopsida, Lamiales, Phrymaceae.